CAGCCCCCAAAAGCAUAACCCUCAAGAAGGUUUCACGGAAGCGAAGGGGGCGGGCAUGCGGCACUGCCGAUUGCGAUGUCGUACGUCCGAAAUUUUUGCUUACGGCGCGGCCUUAUAUACUCGGCCGCGAUCAAGACCGUAAGUGUUUUCCCUCCUCUCGCGGCCCCGCGCUACCGUCCACUCCCCACAGCCCUCGGCCUCGGCCUCGCUCUCGUCCUCCGCUUCCGCUCAUCGCUGCGUCCGACCUACUGCGCACUCGCACGACGAGCUGUUGAGUGGGUGUAUCAACGGCUCAACGGUUCUCCCUCCAGCACCCUUCGCGUUGCUGGUCGACGGCCGGCAAGCGCGAGACGUGCGAGCAUCACCCUGGCGUCGCCAGGCCCAUUUUCUGUCGACAUUCAUGACGGCAAAAUGCACAUUGCGACGUCGAUCGAUCCGAGGCCCGCGCGGGAAUUCCUCGCAAAGCACUGCGAGAUGACCGACGUCGGGAGGGGGGCACGGGCGGCGCGACGGCGCGACGGCGCGAAGCGCCGUCACAAACGCUCAGGCUCAUUCACAUGGUGCGUUAAUUGGUCAUGUUCGACCCCAUUUCCUGACGCUUUUUCAGGUAUUCUGCGCGCGCUUUCAGAUGCAGAACUUUUGCGUUUUGACGCGAAAUGCGCCGAGGGCCGCGCGGAAGUCUCUAGCAGAACGCCGCGAGCUCAGCAACGCGAGGGAGGGGGCAUGGACACGGCGGCGGCGGCGCGGAGCGCCGCCUUCUUCGCGUCGUGCAAGGCCCUGAGGGGUUUUAGGCGCCCCUCCAGAUGCAAAACUUUUGCAUUUUGAUGCGAAAUGCGCUGAGGGCCGCGCGGGAAUCUCUAGCGGAAUGCCGCGAGGUCAUAGACGCGGGGAGGGAGCACGGACGCGGCGGCGGCGCGGAGCGCCGCCUUCUACGCUCUUGAGGGGUUUUAGGCGCGCCUCCAGAUGCAAAAUCGGCGCAUUUUGACGUCA
Schizophyllum commune H4-8 is the source of this 990-nucleotide messenger RNA. RefSeq lists its product as uncharacterized. Bases 76 to 825 code for a protein of 249 amino acids. The transcript is spliced from 4 exons. NCBI's taxonomy places the organism in Eukaryota, Fungi, Basidiomycota, Agaricomycetes, Agaricales, Schizophyllaceae. The record is from RefSeq and is a predicted model, not a curated record.